Molecule: messenger RNA, 636 nt
Organism: Perkinsus marinus ATCC 50983
Lineage: Eukaryota; Perkinsozoa; Perkinsida; Perkinsidae
Exons: 6
Coding region: 1-636 (211 amino acids)
Molecular function (GO): protein binding
Source: RefSeq, a predicted model, not a curated record
AUGGGGUAUGUGAUGAGCAGCAGCGAUAAGAUGCAGAUGCCUGGUGGUCAUACCUUACUGCGUAACUACACGUGUGGUGUGAUAAUCUCCUCUCAGCUGGUCACAGGAACACAACAGGGAGAGCUCUGCAUCUUCAACCUGGAUACUAUGGUAUACCGUGCUAGUAUGCCUUGCUGUAACGGUACGGUGAGGGCCCUGGCUGUGAUUGGAGGGUCGCUCUAUGUAGCGGGAGGUGAUGGAAAGAUACGAUCGUUUGAAGGGUCGGAUGCUCAGUGGCAUGUUAUGGCUGAGAACGCAGUAGAUCCAGUAGUCGGGACAGGUUCUGAUAUUCUUUGCCUCACCCCAUCGCCCUCUGGUAAGGACCUCCUCGCCACAUCAGCUAACGGUAAGCUAUGGCGCAUCGACUCCCGCUCGUUGGAUGCAUCCCUAAUCCAGUCCAGUAUCACAGGAGAGGUUACCUGUGUGGGCUUCGGUAAAGAGGAGAGUAAGUAUCUAAUGUCGGGCUCCUCCCUAGGGAGGCUUGUCUUAUGGGACCUUGGUCAGCUCAAUCCUGUCGCUACUGCCAAGGUAGUUCCUGUGCUUUAUCGAGCCAAGAACCCGAUCACUAUUCCAUCUGCUAAUCCUCGGAAUGUCUAG